Molecule: messenger RNA, 1398 nt
Organism: Lachancea dasiensis
Lineage: Eukaryota; Fungi; Ascomycota; Saccharomycetes; Saccharomycetales; Saccharomycetaceae
Source: the annotation of a GenBank genome assembly
AUGUCAUCUUCGGAUAUCUUUGAUGUUUUGAAUAUCCAAAGAACUGGUAGUCCGGGCUCUUCUGGAGCUACUCCAGCACCAAGUCGGACUCCUAAAGCUCAGGUCAGUGGAAUGCAGAGAGAACUGUAUAAUCUCCUGGGAGACAACACACCUCCAGUGGCUAUCCAAAAAAGUACGAAAUUCAAAGACAAGCUGCGCGCCAUGGCAAAACCAUCUCCAUGGACUUUCGCCGAAUUUCAACCUUCGCCGCACGUAAAACUACAACAUUGGGUAAAGGGCUCUAAAGAGUUGGUAGGUCAGCAGCCACAGACUAAUACAUUUGGAAAGUACAAUACGGAACUAACGAUUCCUACCUUCACUAAAGAGGAAUACGAUAGUUUCAUGGGAAGUACACAUGAGCAAAUUGGGAGCGAAAAGUGGGAAUACUCUGAAAUUGAAGGGCUCUUCAAUCUGUGUCGAAAAUAUGACUUGCGUUGGUUUGUCAUACAAGAUCGUUACGAAGGAAAAGGAGGAAGAACCCUCGAAGACAUAAAGGAGAUUUUUUAUUAUGUUUGUCACCAAUACUUUCUGAUGAAAAGCCCUGACAAUCCACUAGUACCAUCUCUAAACUUCUCAAAAGAAAAAGAAGUAGAGCGGAAGAAAUAUUUACAGAGGCUUCUUUCAAGAUCAGCUGCCGAAAUUGCUGAAGAAGAAGCUUUGAUCGUCGAGUCCAAGAAGUUCGAAAUGGCAGCGAAAAGGACAUCCAGCGAAAGAGACAGUCUAUUGCGUCUUUUAGACUCGCCAAAUGCUGAUAAGCCUAUCGGACAGUUUUUAACUUCUCAAGGUAUGACUCAGCUAUACAAUAGUCUUCUCUCGGAUAAAAGCAAGAAGCGCAAGCACGAUCAAGUUGUUCCUGAAAAUCCUUGGAUGAAACAGCAGCAGCAAUUUGCGCAACAAAAACAACAGAUGCAGCAGUUACACGAUCAAAAGGUUAGCAGUAGUAGUAACAGCAACAAUAACAGUAACAGUAAUAGUAACAGUCAGAAUGCAGUGAAGAAGACCAAAAAACAAAAGCAAGAAAUGCAGAUAGCUGUAAAGAGGAAGGCGGACAGUGAGUAUGCAGAACAGCUUCUCAAAAGCUUUACAGCAGAUGAACGAAAAUCCAUGGGAGUUCAACUGCACGGUGAAAAGCUACCAUCUGGUGCGUACUUGAGAUCCACCAGAAUAUCUACUUUCAAGGCAGCUACCCAAGGCAAGAUCGCAACAACUUUGCAAGAAUUGGGGCUCCCAGCUAGACCUGCGAUGCCCACAUAUGAAGUGAUAAGAUAUCAUGAGGCGCUACUCAGCCGAAUUAACAAUCUACUGGAUUUGAAAAAGCAGGUGGAUAAGCUGGAAGCAGAGAGAGAUAUCAAAAACUGA